AUGACUAGUAAUACAAAAUACAUACUAUAUUAUUAUUAUUUAUUACUAUUAAUUUACCAAAUUUCAAUUAUCUCAUCAACAGGACAAUGUACAAUAAAACCAUUGGGAAUGGAAAAUGGUGAGAUAAAAGAUGAACAAUUAACUGCUUCAAGUCAAUAUGAUGAAGAUAGUGUUGGUCCAAGAAGUUCUCGAAUACGAUCAUCAAUUGAGGGUGGUGCUUGGUGCCCAAAAACAUAUAUAACAAAAGAUUCAUAUGAAUUUUUACAAAUUAAUUUAGAAAAUUUAUUUGUUAUUUAUGCUAUUGAAACACAGGGUAGAUAUAGUAAUGGUACUGGAAGAGAGUAUGCUUCACGUUAUUAUAUUGAUUAUAUGAGAAAUGGUUCUAGAUGGAUACGUUAUAAAAAUAGAUCUGGUGAAAGAUUAAUUAUUGGAAAUAAUGAUACAAAUACACCAGUUUAUAAAUCACUUGAUCCACCUAUAAUUGGUAGUAAAAUAAGAAUUGUUCCAAUAAGUGAUACACCAAGAACUGUUUGUUUAAGAGUUGAAUUAUAUGGAUGUAAAUAUGACUAUGGAUUAAUAUUUUAUUCAUAUACUCCUGAUUCUUCUAAAAAAGAUUUUUUAGAUUUUAAAGAUAGAAUAUUUGAAGAUAAUGAUCAAAAUGAUGCAAUUUUAUUAAGUAAACGUGGUCUUGGUAUAUUGUCUGAUGGAAUUAUUGGUACAAAUGAAGAAUCACCAUUUUCAUUUACACAAAAUAUGGGUGAUCAAAAAUGGAUAGGAUGGGAAGAUAAACAAUCAAAUGGAAUAAUACAUUUUAUCUUUGAAUUUAAUGAAUUAAGAAGUUUUGAUAAGAUAAUAUUUUAUGCAUUUGGUUCAUAUAUAUCACGUGUUGAUUUGGCUUUUGGAACUGAUGGUUAUAAUUUUGCUUCUAAAACACCUAUAACUGCAUGGCAACCAGAAGUUAAAUUAAAAGGAAGUGUAAUUGAAUAUGGAAAAGCAUUUAAUUUUACUAUACCUUUACAUAAAUCAAAAGGAAGAUUUAUAAAAAUAAUUUUAUCAUUUACUAGUGACUGGUUUUUUCUAUCAGAAAUUAAAUUUAAAUCAAAUAUUUAUUCUACAACUAAUAACAAUAAUACAUUUGAAAAAAAAAUUUCUGAUAAUAUAAUGGAUAUCAAAUCAAAUAAUAUUAUUCAAGAAAGAAAUUAUACUUUUGUUAAUCAUUUAUUUUCAAAUUAUUUUACUUCAUAUCAUGUUUUAAUUUCAUCAUUAAUAUUUUUUAUGCUUUUGGCAUUUAUAUGUGGGUGUCUUUUAGUAUUAUUUAGAAAAAAUUCUCUAAAAAGAAGAAAAAAUAAAAAUUAUGAUAGCAAAUUAUUUCUUUCAACAAAUAAUUGUACCAAUAAAAAAUUUAAGACAAAUGCAUUAAUUACUACAAUGACAAAUGAUGGUCAAACAAAAACUCUUAUUUGUGAUAAUCCUCAUGUAGAAAAUGUUUAUAUAAAAAAUGAUACUAGAAUUACAUCACGACCAUUAUCACCAAAUACAGAUAAAUAUUCAUCAAAUUAUGAAUAUUGUUAUAAACAACGAAGUAAUGUAUCUUCUAGUACUGAAGAAUCAUAUAAUGAACAUUCAGCUGCAACAGUUCCACUUCUUCAAGAUUCUAAUUCAACUGUAUUUUCUAUUACAUCACCAAACAGAAAACCUGUACCACCACCAAGAAAAUUAUGUGGUAGUGGUACAUUAUCUAAACAUUCAACAAUUAAUUGUAUUACUCCUAAUCAUACAAUAAAUCAAUGUAAUAUAGAUGAUGAAUUACAUUAUGCUUCAUCAAAUAUAUCUAUUCAAAGGCAAUCUCCAGAAACAUUUUAUAUACCAAAACAUUUAAUUAUAAAUAAUGAAAAUAUAUUAUUUCAAGAAUUAAUAGAAAUACUUAAAAAUGAAAAUGAUGGUUGUUUUGCUGUAAAAAAUUUAAAAAUUACUGAUAAUGAUGCAGCAAGGUAUGCUUUAUGUAGUGAAGCAGAUCUCUUAUCACAAAUAUCCCAUCCAAACAUACUAAAAUUUAUAAAUUUUAAUGAAUCUUUAAGUCUUAUACUUGAAUAUUGUCAUUAUGGAAAUCUUCGUAAAUUUGUUAGUUGUGAAAGAGAUAAUAUUAAUUUCACUAUAUUAAUCUCCAUAUGUACGGGUAUAGCAAAUGGAAUGAAAUAUUUAGAGCAUAAAAAUAUUGUUCAUGGACAUUUAUCACCCAAAUGUUGUUUGGUUGAUAGCAAUUGGAAUGUAAAAAUUGGUAGUGUUCGAGGACCUUCACAUCAUGCUCAGUUAAGAUAUAGUUCACCUGAAAGUAUAUUAUUAAAUGCUUGGACCAAUAAAAGUGAUGUUUGGAGUUAUGCAAUUACAAUAUGGGAAUUAAUAAAUAUGUUUGAUAAAAUACCAUUUGAACAAUUUACAAAUAAGAUGUUAGUUGAUAAUGCACAAUUACAAUUGGAGAGAAGUGAAGAAGCAUAUUAUCUUAAUUUUGAUGAUGAAAAUCUUAUUCCACAAGAAAUGAGUGAUAUAUUAAAAGAAUGUUGGAAAACAGAUAUGAAUCAAAGACCUACAUUUUUAGAAUUGCAUUUAUUUUUAUCAAGGAAAAGUUUAACUUUUCAAAAAAUGUUCUAA
Molecule: messenger RNA, 2649 nt
Organism: Strongyloides ratti
Lineage: Eukaryota; Metazoa; Nematoda; Chromadorea; Rhabditida; Strongyloididae
Product: Coagulation factor 5/8 C-terminal type domain and Protein kinase domain and Serine-threonine/tyrosine-protein kinase catalytic domain and Serine/threonine-/dual specificity protein kinase, catalytic domain and Galactose-binding domain-like and Protein kinase-like domain-containing protein
Exons: 4
Coding region: 1-2649 (882 amino acids)
Biological process (GO): protein phosphorylation
Molecular function (GO): ATP binding; protein tyrosine kinase activity
Source: RefSeq, a predicted model, not a curated record